Molecule: messenger RNA, 1027 nt
Organism: Thermothelomyces thermophilus ATCC 42464
Lineage: Eukaryota; Fungi; Ascomycota; Sordariomycetes; Sordariales; Chaetomiaceae
Exons: 2
Coding region: 159-929 (256 amino acids)
Biological process (GO): glutathione metabolic process
Molecular function (GO): glutathione transferase activity
Source: RefSeq, a predicted model, not a curated record
CAACUGAGGACCUUAAUUAAGUUAGGCAAGGGACCCAGGGUAGAUACCCCAACCUUCUCUCACCUUCCUUGGCACUACUUUAUCCCUCGAGUUCUCUUGAUUCGGUGAACCCCGCUCUUCAAUAGGCCCUUCCCCAACCAUUCGGGUCUCUACUCACCAUGGCCACUGCUAAGGACGUGCCCUACCAUCUCAUCUACUGGCCGGGCAUUCCCGGCCGCGGCGAGCACAUCCGGCUCGUCCUCGAAGAAGCCGGCGCCGCAUACAGCGACACGGCCUUUACCGAGGGCGGCAUUGGCGAGGUGCUCGCAUUCAUCCAGGGCGAGACGCCCGAUGACGGCAUCAACCCCCCGGUCUUCGCACCCCCGAUCCUCAAGCACGGUGAGCUUGUGAUCAGCCAGACCCCGAACAUUCUACAGUACCUCGGCGGCCGCCUGGGGCUCGUGCCGGACCCCGAAAAGGACCGGGACGGCCUCUACCGAGUCAACUCGCUGGCGCUGACGGCCCUGGACGGCCUGAGCAACGAGCCGCACGACUGCCACCACCCCAUCGCUUCGGGCCUUUAUUACGAGGACCAGAAGCCGGAGAGCAAGAGGAGGAGCGAGGACUACGUCAAGAAUCGGCUGCCCAGGUUCCUGACCUACUUCGAGCGCGUGCUCCGGUCCAGGUCCAGUGGCGAAGGCCCCUGGCUCUACGGCGGAAACCUGACGUACGCCGACCUCGUGCUCUUCCAGUGCGUGGAUGGUCUCAAGUUCAUGUUCCCAAAGGCCAUGGCUAAGCUUGAGCGGGAAGGGGAGCACGCCAAGGUGUUUGCUCUUCACCAAGCCGUCGCAGAGCGGCCUAGAAUUGCGGCAUAUCUAAAGAGCCCCCGGAGGCAAAAGUACUCGAACGGCAUCUAUAGAUACUACGAGGAGCUCGACAUCGAACCAUAGAUGCAUUCCGAGAAAGGAGCUCUGUAAGUACGCUGGCGCAGAUUAUGCAGCAGUGGGUAGGAGAAAAAAAAAGGAACAAUUCAAAUGUGACGUGGCCG